UGUCAAGGAAUCUCCCAGGGUCAAACUCUUUUGGGUUGGCAUGAUACUGCUUGUCAUGAUGGACAGAGUUGAGCAAGGGAUAGACAUAGGUUCCCUGGGAGAAGAGGAGUAAGAGAGAAGGGAGAAAAAAAGUGACCAAGGGCUGGAGGCGAACAAAACCAGAAAAGCAACUAGUACCAUUUGAAGACUACGAGAUACCGACAAGAACCGAGGAUGGAGUUUUUCUCUGGCACCAAGAUGGACUUCAGUGGAGCUAUCACCAUUCUUUUGGCCAUGGCAGUAUCAUGCCUUCUCUUUCUCAAUUUCUCCUCCAAAAAGAAGUAUCGGACCCUUCCUCCGGGACCCACUCCGCUCCCUUUCAUUGGCAACAUUCACCAAGUGGACAUUAAAGAGCUCAUCAAGUCUCUGAGAGAGCUCAGUAAGACCUAUGGUCCGAUGUACACCUUCUACUUGGGCUCUCGGCCCUGUGUGGUCCUCUCUGGCUACCAGGUGCUCAAAGAAGCUUUGAUAGACAAAGCAGAAGAGUUCAGUGGUCGCGGUGACUUCCCUGCUGUCCAGAUGUGGAGCAAAGGAAAUGGAAUCGUGUACGGCACUGGAGAGUGUUGGAGGCAGUUACGCAGGUUUGCUAUCACCACUUUCAAGAGCUUUGGGAUGGGAAAGCGAUCUAUUGAAGAGCGAAUCAAGGAGGAGGCCCAAUUCCUGAUAGCUGAAUUCCACAAAACGGAAGGAAAACCCUUUGAUCCCACUUUCUGCUUGAGCUGCGCUGGUUCCAACAUCAUCUGCACUCUAGUUUUCGGAGAUCGGUUUGAAUACACCGACAAAAAGUUCCUGACCUUGCUUGACCUCAUCAACAACAACUGGAAGCUGAUGAGCUCAACCUGGGGGCAGAUGCUGUUCACCUUCCCAAAGAUCAUGAGACACAUCCCUGGCCCUCAUCGGCAGAUCUACAAGAACUACCUGAAGUUGGCAGAGUUUGUGGGGGAACGUCUGGAAAUGAACAAGCAGACGCUGGACCCCAAUUCACCACGGGAUUUCAUUGACUGCUUCCUCAUCAAAAUCCAGCAGGAAAAGAACAACCCCAACACCUAUUUCAAUGAAGACACCAUGUCAAAGACUACCGUGAACCUUUUCUUUGCUGGGACAGAGACUGUCAGCUCAACCUUGAAAUAUGGGCUCCGCAUCCUCCUGAGGCACCCUGAAGUGGAAGAGAAACUCCAUGAAGAAAUUGACCGAGUCAUUGGGCCAAACCGCAGUCCAUGCAUGGAAGAUCGGAUCCGGAUGCCUUACACCGAUGCUGUCAUCCAUGAAAUCCAGCGCUAUGCUGACAUUGUCCCGAUGGGAGUGCCCCAUACGGUCACGCGGGAUAUUGACUUCCGUGGAUAUACUCUCCCCAAGGAUCUCAACAUCAUCCCCUUACUCUGCACGUCUCAGUUUGACCCGACACAGUUCAAGAACCCAAACAACUUUGACCCAACCCAUUUCCUAGAUAAGAACGGGCGGUUCAAGAGGAACGAUGCAUUCAUGGCUUUCUCUGCAGGGAAGCGUGUGUGCCUGGGUGAAAACCUUGCCCUCAUGGAGCUGUUCAUCUUCCUCACCACCAUCUUGCAGAACUUCAAGCUGAAACCCCUGAUGGAUCCGAAGGACAUUGACAUCACUCCAGAGUCCACUGGGCUGGGGAGCAUCCCUCGACCCUACAAGUUUUGCCUCCUGCCCCGUUGAAUCCCACCCCAACUUGGAGAGAAGGAUAGCUUGCUCAUUCCCGUUUCAGCUUCCCUCCAGAGGCUGAGGAAAAGCUCUGCUUCCUCCUCCAUCUCUGAGUUGGUUUCCUUCUCAAGCUAGGAAGCUGCUCCCCUUGCAUCACUGCUUUUUUGGCUGCUUUCCAUUCCCUUAUAUUAUCUCGCCUCUCGUUCCCAACAACACUCCAUCACUACCACCCUGUCCUCUUGUUGAUUCCAGAAGUCCUGCUGAUAAAAGAUAGCCUCAA
This is a messenger RNA of Anolis carolinensis (green anole), 1984 nucleotides long. RefSeq names its product cytochrome P450 2F3. Bases 214 to 1719 code for a protein of 501 amino acids. The transcript is spliced from 10 exons. Gene Ontology annotation, molecular function: arachidonate epoxygenase activity; heme binding; iron ion binding. Gene Ontology annotation, biological process: xenobiotic metabolic process; epoxygenase P450 pathway. Lineage: Eukaryota; Metazoa; Chordata; Lepidosauria; Squamata; Anolidae. Gene Ontology annotation, cellular component: cytoplasm; intracellular membrane-bounded organelle. The record is from RefSeq and is a predicted model, not a curated record.